AUGGCUGAGCACAAGAAAGAUUUGGAGAAGAAGACCAAACCCAUCUUAGAUACUCUGAGGAGCUACCAGGACCUGCCUCCGGAUAAAGCUUUAGCUGCCUUAGCAAUCGAGGACAAGAAAAGGAUGUAUGCUGCUGCCGAAAAAUAUAUUGAAGAUGUGUUGCAAUCAGCCCUUGCUACGUCAGAUUGA
This is a messenger RNA of Hibiscus syriacus, 189 nucleotides long. Its product is annotated as AUGMIN subunit 1. The record is from RefSeq and is a predicted model, not a curated record. Gene Ontology annotation, cellular component: cytosol; HAUS complex. Lineage: Eukaryota; Viridiplantae; Streptophyta; Magnoliopsida; Malvales; Malvaceae. Gene Ontology annotation, biological process: spindle assembly.